CAGUCUGAUUAAAAGAAUAGAACGUGUCUGCAGUUAGGCCUACAUCAAGAUAGGUUGAUCUCUAUCACCACUACCGAACACCUCACCAGCCACAACGUUCGUGCACCAUGCUUCCCUCAUCUACAGCGGUCAGCCUGAAUCAGGCUCCGCCUGCGCCAGUCCAGUGGUAUGAUCAUGUCCUGCGAAAGAAGUAUCGGGAUCCUCUCAAGCUCAAGCAGGCUUUGACUGCGAUGUAUGGGGAGGGGAACUAUAGGAUCAAAGUCAGGGCGGAUCGGUGGAUUGUGACUAUUCCCAAAGAAAUGAGCAAUAUUGAAAUGGAUGAGCUUGAAAACUCAGUCUAUUUGCACUACUAGCAAUUUUGGGGGUGUCGAGGUUCAACAGGCAAUCUAGGAACGAGAUGCAAGGGGAAAAAAAGAAAAAAAGAAAAAAAAA
Messenger RNA from Neurospora tetrasperma FGSC 2508, 432 nucleotides. RefSeq lists its product as uncharacterized. The transcript has 3 exons. The record is from RefSeq and is a predicted model, not a curated record. Bases 108 to 353 code for a protein of 81 amino acids. Lineage: Eukaryota; Fungi; Ascomycota; Sordariomycetes; Sordariales; Sordariaceae.